AUGAUCCUGGGCACCUUGUGUCUCCUGUGCUCCUUCAAGAAGGGGAAUGACUACAUCCUCAAACCUGCCGGAAUGUUCUUCGCUUUCGCAGGUAAGACCAGACAAGCAGAUAACACAUUACCUUUGUAAUAUUUGUUGUACUGUUAUCAAUGGGUUAAGGGAACAGAUACAGUACUAAAAUCGUAAUAUAGUAUAACAAAUUAAAAACAAAUAAUAUCUGAUUCACCUGCUUACCUGUGAUUGGAGGUCAUGAUCGUUAACCCAUCCUCCUCUCUCCCUCGCCGCCCAAUCGCAGGCCUGUGCGCCAUCAUCUCAGUGGAGGUGAUGCGUCAGUCGGUGAAGCGGAUGAUCGAGAGCGAGGACACCAUCUGGAUCGACUACUCCUAUGCCUGGUCCUUCGCCUGCGCCUGCGCUGGCUUCUGCCUCCUCUUCCUCAGUGGCCUCGGCCUCCUCCUGCUCUCCAUGCCCCGCAUGCCCCAAAACCCCUGGGAGUCCUGCAUGGACGCUGAACAGGAAGUGGAGUAA
This is a messenger RNA of Coregonus sp. 'balchen', 525 nucleotides long. NCBI's taxonomy places the organism in Eukaryota, Metazoa, Chordata, Actinopteri, Salmoniformes, Salmonidae. The record is from the annotation of a GenBank genome assembly.